Molecule: messenger RNA, 3033 nt
Organism: Anastrepha ludens (Mexican fruit fly)
Lineage: Eukaryota; Metazoa; Arthropoda; Insecta; Diptera; Tephritidae
Product: zinc finger and SCAN domain-containing protein 30
Exons: 3
Coding region: 118-2217 (699 amino acids)
Biological process (GO): regulation of DNA-templated transcription
Cellular component (GO): nucleus
Molecular function (GO): RNA polymerase II cis-regulatory region sequence-specific DNA binding; zinc ion binding; DNA-binding transcription factor activity, RNA polymerase II-specific
Source: RefSeq, a predicted model, not a curated record
GUUGUAGUUACAUUCCUAACUAAUUUUGUUUAUGGCUUAUACUUUGGUGAUUUCAUUAUUGGUUGAGUAGCUUCUACUAACGUAAAUAAAAGUGUUUAAAAAUUGCAAACAAUUGAGAUGGCGGAGGACUUUUAUCCCGAUUUGGAGAGAAUGUGCCGGUUGUGCCUACGCGUCAUUGAUGAGGCAGAUCUUGUUGACAUUUUCCCUCAAAGUGAACGCUGCUCUGGUAACGGCAACGCGGCUAUGCAUCUGUCCAUCCCAAUGCGUAUCAUGGCGUGUGCUGCAUUGGAAGUCCAAGCCGGCGAUGGACUUCCCAAAUCGAUAUGCACCGAAUGCCGCUUUCAAUUAGAAAAGUCAUAUUACUUUCGCAAGCGUAAUCAGAAAUCCGACAGUAAAUUGCGCAAGCAUAUACGGCUGCUAAAUUUGGGAAAGCAAAGUAGGGUAUUUGUAAAGACGGAAGACGAUGAUUUCGAAGACGAACUCGAAUUUGAGGACUCGAUCAAAUUUAUACAAAAGAGAGAAGAAGAAAAGCAAGCAGAAGAACAAGCACUGUGGGACGAGAAGUUGCGAAAAGACCUCGAUCACAAAAUAUCACUUGCCAAAGCAGAAUGGACUGAACAAUGUAAAGAGGAGCUCAAGGAGGUGGUAGCAAAAGAAAUACGCUGCACAGUUGUUGCCGAAGUAAGGCAAGAAUUACGUGUUGAAAUGGAGCAGGAAAUCAGAGCUACUUUACGCGAGGAAUGUUUGGAACAGGCAAAGGAGGAACUCCGUGCGGAAGUCAUGGAGGAGUGCCGCGAGCGUGAACGUAAUGCACUGUUCGACGAUCUACAAUCCUUUUUGAACCAAAAAAGGGAUGAGAGUACAACGCAGAAAGGAAACACUGAUUUUGUGCCUGUUGUAGCAGAAAAUUUAAUUAAAAACAAAGGGGAUACACAAAAUGUUGUGGAUGAACUAGUCCAAAGGGCUGCUAAACGUAAAGUUAUUAUUGACAAUGACGAGACUUGUGUCGAAGCGGAAGCCGAUGUGGACGACGAGGAAGAAGAGUCUGAGUUCUAUCUCAUAGAAUCCAUUAAUAGUCAUGAAGAUGACUGUUCAAUUGCAUCCGAAAAACCAACGAAACGACAGAAAAUUGACAAAAGUCAGCGGUUUGAAUAUUUUGAAGAUAGAACGGGAAGCGGAAAUUUUCGCUUAACAGCCUCGGAAAGCAGCAGUCAUGAACCGGGCGCGGAGUCAUAUCACAUUGCAGAUUCUGGCGAAGUUCAGUAUUACAAAAAGGUGUUAAAAAAUGAAAACGAUGAAGAGCAAGCAAUCGAAAACGAUGUCGAACAUGAAGAGGAAAAUGUUAUAGUUUUAAACUUUGAAAACGGCAUAGAAGGCGAGCAAGUCGAGUCAAUGGAUUUUGCGGACCUAAAGAAGUUAUAUAUUGUGAAGUCUUCAAAAGCCGAGCAAAGUUCUCCGGAUGAGAACAAAACAGCGGAGAAGCCACUCUUUACGAAGCAGGUAGUGGCCGACAAUGCUAAUGCGGUGGAUCUGGCCAACAGCAUAGAUUUUCCGUUGCACUUGCGAAAAACUGACACACCGAAAACGUUCAAAUGCGACUCAUGCCCCAUGGUGUUCUCCACAAGCAAUGCCAUGAAUCGUCAUUUGCGUACCCAUUUGAAGAUGGAGCAGCGCGGCGUAUCCUAUCAGUGCUCUGUGUGCCUUGUUUACUUGUCCUGCAAAAGUGCGCUCAAUCGGCAUAUGAUUAUACAUACGGGCGAAAAGCCGCAUGUGUGCGAGGAGUGUGGCAAGUCGUUUGUGCAACGCGAAGUACUAAAGCGCCAUAUGUUAACGCACACCGGUGCCCGGCCGCACAAGUGUACCCAUUGUCGACGUACAUUUACACAGCGCAACAAUCUGAUAAAUCACAUCAAUCGGGCACACUCAGAAGUGCCAAUAGCGCAAUACUCUUGUCAUCUUUGCCCGAAACGCUUCAGUCAUACGUCGGGACUCAGUCGACAUCUGGUCACGCAUACCGGUCUGACGUUCCAGUGCACAGAAUGUAAGCGCAAAUUUGCAGAUCGCUCAUCGGUGAAGCGUCACAUCAUAAAUGUGCAUGGUGUGGGAAAAAAUGUGGCGGUGGAAAGUGUGAAGAAGACCGGAGUUGAGUAUUACUCUGUCGAUGGCGGCGAUACUGCAGAAACUGAAGAGGAAAACGGUGCAGAGUUUUUGGUAUGAUAGAAGGAUAUACGUACAUAUGUGUAUAUGUAUUUAAAAUUGGUGUUGAAGCAAUAACAAAAAUAUUUGUUUAUUACUUUUUUCUAAACAUUUAAUGUUAUGUCUAUACGUAAGUCAGAAGUAAGUGCGUAGCUUACUGAUGAUGAGGCCAGAGAUGUUGUACAAGGAGUAGCAUAAAAGUUAUUGAUAAUAAAUUAAUUUUAAUUACAUUGGCUUAUUGAUUGUUAGCAGGUAUAUUCGUUAAUUCAAUUAGCUAUUAUCAGCAACAAUAACAACUGAGCAUUGAGCGUAAGCAGAAGCCUUUCUAAAUACUAGAAAGGUAAGGGACACAAAUUUUACAAUCACUUGCAAAAACAGGAACAAGGUAGAUCAGCUGAAAUCUCUUGGAAAUAAUCGCAUAAUUAUAAUAAAUAUUCAAAAAUUGCAAAGAAAUACAAUUUUCACAGAAAUAAAAAUUUAUUUGUUUACAAAAAGCAAGGCGAAUUCAUUAAAGGUGGUGGCACUAGACCAACAACAAUAUUUUGUACGUUUGAUUGUCAAAGCAAAGUAUUGAGAAACUAGAAAACAAAGAAUGAAAUCGCCUUGCUUCAUUCUGGGCUGACAGUCACAUGGGCACAUAGGACCUUUAAUAGAUUCGCCUUGCACUGACAGUCACAUACACGGCGAAAAAAAACAAAUCAGCUGAUUAACCAAAUUUCGCCUUGCACAAAACCAGUAACAAUUUGCAAGCUUACGCAUUCCUGAUUAAAUUGUUGCCAAAAAAAAAAUUUAUAUAUAUUAAACUGAGCUACUUCGUAUUAAAUUAAAAAAUAAAUA